AGUCGCGGCGAGAAGGAGCUUCCGGGACUUCUACGGGCGGCCGGCGACUGCGGUGAUUGCGGGGAUGUGAUGCAGAGUCGGAAGGGUUGAUAUCGUCGGGGACAUGAAACCAACUGUUGUCGCUGGAGCUGCGGCUAAAGCCGCUGGAAUGCCGUGACCCUGAUGCACUGCCGGAGGAGGGGUGUUCGGUGGGUUCGUAGACGUGCUCGAGGCGCUGGUUACCGGUCACGCUGUAGACUUCAAUUGGAUGUGCACUGCCGUGGGAAGAGAGAGGAAGUUAGCUGAGCUGCCGCAAGCGCGCUCACACCAACAAACCAGCGAUGAUGGUGGUGAUGGUGAUGAUGGUGAUGAUGGUGAUGAUGGUGAUAUGGGUAUAGCGAUUGAGGUAAAACGGCUGAGCACGACCAGUGUGAGGGCAGUGCGCAACAGCGGGGAUGUUUCCUGGUGGCGUGAGGUCUCGCAACGGGCAAACACGGCGGUGUGUGUUGCACGUUGGAUGGAGCUGGAGUCGAUGUGCAACGACGAAAAACAACCAAAGCGGGUGAAAACGGGGAAUGUGGAGGAAGGGUCGGCGCAGCAGGACUUACGGCAUGAAGCAGUUGCUAUUGACCGUGAGCAGCAGAUGUAUCCUGGUCCAAGCGAUUCCAGAGGCGCGGCAGAGAGUGAGGAGGAAAGAAGAGAGAAACGGCACAGCGCAGGGCGAAGAAAAGUGGAAGAUUGUAUGCGUGCAGGUGCGUGAGAGUGUGUGAGUGUGUGAGUGUGUGAGAGAAGACGGAGGAGAGAGGCGGGCAGGAGGGACGCAGGUGGGUAGGCAGGCAGGCAGGCAGGCAAGAACGGUGGUUU
Dissoconium aciculare CBS 342.82 is the source of this 843-nucleotide messenger RNA. RefSeq lists its product as uncharacterized. The transcript has a single exon. The coding region runs from base 248 to 739 and encodes 163 amino acids. The record is from RefSeq and is a predicted model, not a curated record. Lineage: Eukaryota; Fungi; Ascomycota; Dothideomycetes; Mycosphaerellales; Dissoconiaceae.